Molecule: messenger RNA, 2271 nt
Organism: Culicoides brevitarsis
Lineage: Eukaryota; Metazoa; Arthropoda; Insecta; Diptera; Ceratopogonidae
Product: collagen alpha-1(II) chain-like
Exons: 8
Source: RefSeq, a predicted model, not a curated record
AAAGGAAAAGAAGAGAAAGAACCUGAACGUGAUCGUAACCAAAAUGACCCAAAGAGAGAUGAUCCAAAAAGAGAUGAUGAUAAAAAUCGAAAGCCUGGAGAUAAUACUCAAGAUCCUGCUUUAAAAAAUGAUGGAGAGGGAAAUCAAGGCGGAAAUAAUGGAAACCAGGGAAAUCAAGGCGGAAAUAAUGGAAAUCAGGGAAACCAAGGCGGAAAUAAUGGAAAUUCAGGAAAUCAAGGCGGAAAUAAUGGAAACCAGGGAAAUCAAGGCGGAAAUGAUGGAAAUCAAGGAAACCAAGGAAAUCAAGGCGGAAAUAAUGGAAAUCAAGGAAAUCAGGGCAACCAAGGCGGAAAUAAUGGAAAUUCAGGAAAUCAAGGUGGAAAUAAUGGAAAUUCAGGAAAUCAAGGCGGAAAUAAUGGAAAUUCAGGAAAUCAAGGCGGAAAUAAUGGAAAUCAAGGAAAUCAGGGCAACCAAGGCGGAAAUUCAGGAAAUCAAGGCGGAAAUAAUGGAAAUCAAGGAAAUCAGGGCAACCAAGGCGGAAAUAAUGGAAACCAGGGAAAUCAAGGCGGAAAUUCAGGAAAUCAAGGCGGAAAUAAUGGAAAUUCAGGAAAUCAAGGCGGAAAUCAAGGAAAUCAGGGCAACCAAGGCGGAAAUAAUGGAAACCAGGGAAAUCAAGGCGGAAAUUCAGGAAAUCAAGGCGGAAAUAAUGGAAAUUCAGGAAAUCAAGGCGGAAAUAAUGGAAAUUCAGGAAAUCAAGGCGGAAAUAAUGGAAAUCAAGGAAAUCAGGGCAACCAAGGCGGAAAUAAUGGAAAUUCAGGAAAUCAAGGUGGAAAUAAUGGAAAUCAAGGAAAUAAUAAAGGAGAGAAGGGCGACAAAGGUGAAACAGGAAGUCAAGGAGAAAAAGGCCAGCAAGGAGAAAAGGGAGAAAAAGGAUCAACUGGAGAAAAUGGAGCCAAAGGAGAUAAGGGUGAUGAUGGAACUGCAGGAGCUGAAGGCAAAGCAGGAGAAAAAGGAGAACCAGGAGAUAAAGGUCUUGACGGGGCUCAAGGACAAAAGGGCGACAAAGGAGAUGUAGGACAAAAGGGAGAUACAGGCGAAAAAGGCGAACCGGGAGAAAAAGGACUUGAUGGUCAAAAAGGCGAUGUUGGACCUCAAGGACCAAAAGGAGAUAGCGUAAAAGGAGAUCAGGGACCUGAAGGACCUUGUUGCAAAGGCGAAGAUGGAGUUGCUGGCGCAAAAGGAGAACCUGGAGUAGAUGGCGCUAAAGGCGACAAAGGAGAUCUUGGAGAAAAAGGACUUCAGGGUGAAAAAGGAGAUCCCGGAGAACAAGGAUUAAAAGGAGAUGCUGGAGAAAAAGGAGAUCAAGGCCUAAAAGGCGACCAAGGUGAAAAAGGAGAAGUUGGUUUGCAAGGAAUUCAAGGAGAUGUCGGUCCAAAAGGCGAUCCUGGCUUAAAAGGCGAUGUUGGAGAGAAAGGAGAUCCCGGAGUUCAAGGAGAAAAAGGCGAUGUUGGUCCUGCUGGCAAAGAUGGAUUAUCAGUCAAGGGCGACAAAGGCGAUGCCGGAGAAAAUGGCAUUUGUGAUUGCACAGAUGUCGUUGGAACAAAAGGAGAACCCGGAGAAAAGGGCGAAACAGGAGCUAAAGGCGAACCUGGAUUAGAUGGAGCUGUCGGAGCAAAAGGCGAGCCCGGACUUCAAGGUUUACAAGGCUUAAAAGGAGAUCCUGGAGAACCAGGUGCUGCUGGUAAAAACGGAAAAGACGGAGUAAAUGGUGAAAAAGGCGAAAAGGGAGACAAGGGCGAUCGCGGAGAAUCAAUUAAAGGACAAAAAGGAGAUGUUGGACCUCAAGGACCUCCCGGAAAGCCAGGUGUUUGUGGAUGUUCUCAUAAAAAUGACGAUGAUGAUAAAUAUCGCCAUCAUAGUCACUAUAGAUAUCGUGAUCCUUAUUAUCGCAGUUCUAAAGUUCAACCCGACUUUGAAGAAGACUUUGAUUAUCCACAAGCGCCUGUAAAGCACUCCAAAAAAGCAAGAUCAUAUCCAGGAAGAGGUCAACUCGGAAGUUCUUUAAAUCCAGAUGUACAUUCUGAUAUGCGAAUGGGAGCUCCACGUUACACGAAAUCACCAAUGAAAAUAACGUUAUCCCAGCCAAGAAAGGAUUCAGCAGACUUUUUCUAUGACAACGGAUUUAACGAAAAAUUAAACGUUGAAAAUGAUGAAAACAGCGAUGGAUCCGAAUCUGAUUCCAGCUCUGAUUCCGACGACGAUUAAAUAAUU